UUAUUGUAAUUCAAAUGGGGCAUAUUAUUAACUUGGAAUUAUGAUUGGUUAUAUUAAAGGCCAACUUGUGCGGAAAAAAAUAUAUAUACUAAAAAUAAAGUAAAGUAUCCGUACUAACACAUCGUCAACUAUGCUUGUAAUAUAAUUCAUUAACAUGAUCUUUUCAUUCUUUUCUUUUUUUCUCUUUUCCUUCAAAAUUAUAAAAUACUGCAAAUUGUAGUACUACGGUUUAUCAUAGUUAGUAAGCAUUUGGUGCUUUGUUUUAAGGAAAAAACGAUAUUGUUCGUAGUCUCUCUCUCUCUCUCUCUCAAAGAUCGAAAAUAGAAAGUUCAUAGCCUAACUAAGACGUUUCUUUCUCCCAUUCUUCUCUUUCGAUUUUUUUUUUUUUGGAUUAAUGGAGAUGAUAAGAAGAGGUGGUGGGAUCCCCAACGGCGUCGUUCAAGUACCUAAUCUUGCUGCUAACAAUCUCUUGCACAAGUAUUUCAUCUCAAGCAACUAUCUUUGUCAAACAACAGACUCUGAUCAGAGCCGGGAACAAGAAUCGAACAAGAAAGAAGCUCAAGAAGAGGAGGAGGAUGAGGAGAAAGAUGUUGAGCUCACGUUAGGUCUUUCUCUUAAUGGACAGUUUGGUACGGAUCCGAGAUCGAGGAAGAGGAAGAACUCUGAAUUGGGUCGAUCUUCUUCCAUACCCCAAGGUUUCUUUUUCGUCGAUGAGCUAAGAUCCGGCGGCGGAGAUACGCAGCGUGGUGUUAAAGACAUGUUCCAGCUGGAUCGGACGCGUUCUCUGCCUGUUGUCGUAACCGAGAUGGAGACAACAGAGAGGAAGAGGAUGCGAUCGGAGAAGACGAGGGCAUUUAUGGAAUCUCCGGUUCAUCCUCUGUCAAAAGAUAAAAACAGAGCCCAAACCGCAGAGGCAGAGGAAGAGAAGACGAGGGCGUUUUCGGAAUUCAAGAUUCCUCCGACGAAGGAAAAAGAUGAAAAAGAUCGGAAGGGUAAAAAUGCGAGGAAGAAGAAUGUGCAAGUUUCGGGAAUGGAGAAGGCGAGGAACAUCCUAGAAGACAUGCCGUGUGUGUCGACGAGAGAUGUCGGAGCCGACGGGAAACGAGUGGAAGGGUUUCUGUAUUGGUACGGAGGGAACAAGGAGGAGGUCAAGAUAGUUUGUGUUUGCCACGGCAGUUUUCUUUCACCGGCCGAGUUCGUUAGGCACGGCGGAUGCACCGUGAGCGACGACAACAGUGGUGGUGAUGUUACCAUUAACCCUCUUAGACAUAUUGUUGUUAAACUUCCUUCUUCUUCCUUGUAGUUCAUUUGCUAGGGUUUAAUCCCAACUAAUACAGAGACUCUCUUUCAUUCUUUUUCUUUUAGUUAAAACAUCAAAGUUGCUAUUAAAGAUGAACCCCAGUCAGGUUUAGAGAUUGUAAAUACAUUUAUAGAAUACGCGGUGUAUUUGCAUUGAUCCAUUAAGCUUUCAUAUACUGGGUUGGAGAAUUAAUGAACUUGAGUUGGUUUUGGAGUAA
Messenger RNA from Camelina sativa (false flax), 1517 nucleotides. RefSeq names its product ninja-family protein AFP4. The record is from RefSeq and is a predicted model, not a curated record. Gene Ontology annotation, biological process: signal transduction; negative regulation of DNA-templated transcription; response to abscisic acid. Gene Ontology annotation, cellular component: nucleus. NCBI's taxonomy places the organism in Eukaryota, Viridiplantae, Streptophyta, Magnoliopsida, Brassicales, Brassicaceae.